AUGAGAGAAAUUAGAAAUGAAAUUAAAUCUCAUGUAAGUAGCAUCAUUACUUCAGCGAUGACCAGUCUAUCACUCGAAUCGCACAAAAAGUGGCACAAAUAUAACAAAAAGUCUGGUGGAAAAAUUACCGUACUAGAGAAGAAAAUUGAGUAUAUAAUUUCGUUCAAUAGUACGGUAGUCAACGACCUUAAAGAAGAAACAUCUAUCUUGAGAUCUGAAAACGAACAGCUUAUGCGGAAAAUUGAAUCGCUGGAUCAAGGAGCUAGGACGGAUAAGCUCAGAAUAUUCAACUUAGUAGAAAAAGAUUCAGACAACUUAUUUGAAGAGAUUAUCAACAGGGUUAACUCUCGUAUGGGAAUUAACAUCAAGCAGGAAGAUACCUUAGACUGCAGGCGGUUGGGGAAAAAACAAGAUGGUAAACGAAGAGGUAUCAUACUUAAGCUGAAUGGUUUUGUGAUGAAACAAAAUAUCUACAAUAAGAAAAAUUUGCUAAAAGUUUCUAACAUAUGUAUAAAAGAUCUAACUGAAAACCGGCUCAAACUCAUGGUGCUUGGUCAUAUUUAG
This is a messenger RNA of Acanthoscelides obtectus, 564 nucleotides long. The record is from the annotation of a GenBank genome assembly. NCBI's taxonomy places the organism in Eukaryota, Metazoa, Arthropoda, Insecta, Coleoptera, Chrysomelidae.